AAAAAUAAACUCUUCAAUUUUAGAUGAUCCAAACAAGCUAAGUAGUUUCUAUUGGGCCGGGCCGUCGAUCUCGAAAUUUCCAGACUCUUCUCCGAGCGUCGCUUCUCUUCGUCUCCGAUCUUUACAAAUUCGCCAGUCGUGGUCAGUAGUCAUGUACGCGACUCUAUUACUACCAUUUCUAAGCUCCUUUUAGGACAUUGUUCACAGAUAGCAUUCAUUUGACGCCAGAGUAUGGCUAGACUGGGAGAAGGAGACAAAAGAUGGAUCGUGGAAGAUCGCCCGGACGGUACCAACGUCCAUAACUGGCACUGGGCCGAGACCGACUGUCUCGAAUGGUCUCGCAGCUUCUUUAACAAGCUUUUCAGUAAUCAAACCAUCCUCAACGGAGAGGGUAGUCUCUACAUCCGUAUAAAAAAGCUCGAUAAGCUUGACGGCGAGGCCUACGUCAACGUUCGGAAAGGUAAAAUCAUCCCCGGCUACGAACUAAACCUCGUUCUCUCGUGGGAAGGUGAAGCCAAGGAUUCCGAAGGGAAGUCGUUGGCUAAGACCGAUGGGACAGUCGAAAUCCCUUACAUUUCGGAUGAGAAUGCGGGCGAAGACCCUGAAAUCAGAGUCGCUACUCGUGAAGAUGGGCCGCUCGAGAAGAGAUUGAAGGAUGCUUUUAUUACUACUGGAAAGCCCUUUGUACUGGAGCAAGUAAGAAGCUGGGUAAAUGCAAUGGCCAGCGGUGGGCCCGCUAAGGAUGAGCUCGAGCCAAAAUCUGUUUCUAAGAAGACUGUUGCUCCGAUGGCUGCUGAGAAGGAGAAACCAGCCAUUAAGGAGGUUGUGAAGGAGAAGACGACAAAGAAGAAGGAAGGUUUUAAGACGAUUACAAUGUCUGAGAAGUUCAAUUGCAGGGCAAAGGAUCUGUAUGAGAUAUUGAUGGACGAGAAUAGGUGGAAAGGGUUCACACAGAGCAAUGCCAGAAUCAGUAAGGAGGUCGGGGGAGAGUUUAGCAUAUUUGAUGGCUCAGUGAACGGGAAAAACUUAGAGCUGCAGGAAAGCAAACUAAUUGUACAGAGCUGGCGAUUUGGGAGCUGGCCAGAGGGUAUCCUGUCCACGGUCCGUCUCACUUUUGAUGAGCCUGAACCAGGAGUUACUGUGGUUAAGUUGGUCCAUACUGAUGUACCAGAGGAAGACAGAUAUGGAAAUGAAACUGUGGUGGAAAACACCGAGAGGGGAUGGAGGCAUCUCAUUUUUCAUAAGAUACGAGCUGUAUUUGGUUUUGGAAUUUGAAUCAAGCCCCCCCCCCCCCCCCCCCCCCCUCAUAUGAGUUGAUGUAGAAUUUCACAAAUCUUUGUCUCGACUGUCGAGUGUUAACAACUCGAGUGAGAUUGUCUUGUCGUCAUCUGUUUUUUAAAAAUGAAGGAUAUCGAUUGGCUACAUGGUUACUUUUUAUUUCAAUCCCCGCUUACCUUGCUU
This is a messenger RNA of Cuscuta europaea, 1461 nucleotides long. NCBI's taxonomy places the organism in Eukaryota, Viridiplantae, Streptophyta, Magnoliopsida, Solanales, Convolvulaceae. The record is from the annotation of a GenBank genome assembly.